AUGGCCGCACGUCGACCUUUCUCGCAGACGAGGAAUUUAUUACAUGUGACGCCGGCAUUGUUGGGUUCGCUAGUACCGUACGGGCUAUCGGAUCAGAGAGGAAGAGGAAAGGGUCUCCUCGUGUGGCCCCAUAAGGAGGAGUUUCUGCAGGUGCUUAAGGCCAAUCAGACCCUAAUUCUUGUCGGUGAAAUUGGCGGAUACAGGCGGCCAGAUCGGUUAGCGACUCAAGGAUUAGGCGCAACAGCUAGUGAAGGGGCGAUAGGGUAUGACUGGUGUUCUUGGCCCGAUCGCCAAGGAGCAGGCGAGGCGUCGAUCUUUCGGGUUGAACGUCAUGGAUGA
Molecule: messenger RNA, 339 nt
Organism: Striga asiatica
Lineage: Eukaryota; Viridiplantae; Streptophyta; Magnoliopsida; Lamiales; Orobanchaceae
Source: the annotation of a GenBank genome assembly